This is a messenger RNA of Drepanopeziza brunnea f. sp. 'multigermtubi' MB_m1, 363 nucleotides long. RefSeq lists its product as uncharacterized. NCBI's taxonomy places the organism in Eukaryota, Fungi, Ascomycota, Leotiomycetes, Helotiales, Drepanopezizaceae. The record is from RefSeq and is a predicted model, not a curated record.
AUGUCUGCCGAUACUGCAACUCCAAUCACCGCUCCCACAGAUGUCUUUGCGCAACCACAGGGAAUGCGCAAGAAUGGCAAGCAGUGGCAUGAGCCCAAGACCGCGUUCCGGCCGAAAGCUGGCAACGGCACAUAUGAGAAGAGGCAGGCUGAGCGCGUCGCUAUGGCUGCUGUGAAGGCCAAGGAGAAAGAGAUGAAGGAUGAGAAGGAGGCUGCACGCAAGGACAAGAUCCAGAAUCUCAAGGACAAGCGCGCAAAGAAGGAGGAGCGGGAGAGGUUUGAGAAGAUGGCCGAGACGAUGCAUCGCAAGCGGGUCGAGCGGUUGAAGCGCAAGGAGAAGCGGAAUAAGAUGUUGAAGUCAUGA